CCGGUAUAAAACAAAGACGCGACUACGGCGCGCUCGUCUGUGAUAUCGGCUUAAUAAGCGUAGUAUACACACCUCGGAUUGUUUUUUGGCAUUUUCAGAAGCAACUUCAACCGGGUUUUGACGUGUCGGAGUUCGUCCUAACAAAUUUUCAAAAUGAAGUGCUUAAUUUUCGUCGCGAUUUUUGCGUACAUCUACGCAGUGCAGGCCGCUGUUUACCUCGAAGAAAAAUUCAACGAUGAUUCGUGGGAGAAAAACUGGAUUUACAGUAAACACCCUGGUAAAGAAUUCGGUAAAUUCGUUAGGACAGCUGGAAAAUUCUUCAACAAUGAGGAAGAAGACAAAGGUAUCCAAACGUCCGAAGACGCUCGUUUCUACGCCCUGAGCAGGAAAUUCAAGCCUUUCGGCACCGAAGGCAAGGACUUGGUGGUACAAUUCAGCGUCAAGCACGAGCAAAACAUCGACUGCGGCGGCGGUUACGUCAAAGUGUUCGAUUGCUCGUUGAAACCGGAAGAAAUGCACGGAGAAUCCCCCUACAGGCUGAUGUUCGGCCCCGACAUCUGCGGACCCGGCACCAAGAAGGUUCACGUCAUCCUCAACUACAAGGACAAGAACGUUCUAAUCAACAAGGACAUCAGGUGUAAGGAUGAUGUGUACACGCACGUUUACACUCUCAUCAUCAAACCGGAUAACACCUACGAGGUACAAAUCGACGGUGAGAAGGUUGAAGGCGGAGAAUUGGAAGCCGACUGGGACCUAUUGCCGCCCAAGAAGAUCAAGGAUCCCGAAGCUAAGAAACCCGAAGACUGGGAUGACAGAGCCACCAUUCCCGACCCCGAUGACACGAAACCCGAAGACUGGGACAAGCCGGAGCACAUUCCUGACCCGGAUGCCAGCAAACCGGACGAUUGGGACGAUGAAAUGGACGGCGAAUGGGAACCACCGAUGAUCGACAACCCGGAAUACAAAGGAGAAUGGAAACCCAAGCAAAUCGAUAACCCUGCUUACAAAGGUGCUUGGGUACAUCCCGAAAUCGAGAAUCCGGAAUACACCCCGGACGCGAACCUCUACAAACAAAAGGAAAUCUGCGGAUUGGGUUUCGAUUUGUGGCAAGUUAAAUCCGGUACGAUCUUCGAUAACGUGUUGAUCACAGACGAUGUGGAAUACGCGAAGAAGGCUCUGUCUGGACUGAAAGAUACGCAAGAAGGCGAGAAGAAAGCCAAAGAAGAAUUAGAUAAGGCGGAAAAGGAAGCGGCCAGCAGCGAAGAUGAGAAGAAAGAUGAUGAUGAUGAGGAUGACGACGAUGACGAUGAAGAAUCGAACAACGUUCCACCAGUAGAAGAAGAUCAUGAUGAGUUAUAAGAAAAAUAACAUGCGAGCUAAAAGACUUUUUUUAUAUAAAGUGUGCAGUGUUUUGUUCGAUAGUGUGUACUCUGUUUCUUCUUGACUGAUUUUUGUUAAUUUUUGAACAUAUUCUAAUAAAACACAAAAUCCGAUAAGUUGUUUUCGUACUAUACAAUUUGAUUUGUACAAAAUUACAAUAAAAUUAUAUUUUGUAAAUAUAUUUAUUUUCUAUCGGAUUCCCGGCAAAAAUUAUGUAAUAAAAUUCGUUUUGAACAUGUAUUCAUUUUCCUACAAUAAAACUUACUUUUACAAAUUA
Messenger RNA from Phyllotreta striolata, 1657 nucleotides. The record is from the annotation of a GenBank genome assembly. NCBI's taxonomy places the organism in Eukaryota, Metazoa, Arthropoda, Insecta, Coleoptera, Chrysomelidae.